Messenger RNA from Pogona vitticeps (central bearded dragon), 2384 nucleotides. The record is from RefSeq and is a predicted model, not a curated record. Lineage: Eukaryota; Metazoa; Chordata; Lepidosauria; Squamata; Agamidae.
ACCAGCGACGCUGAAUCGCAAGGAUCAUCGUCCAAGGAUGAAGAUGAAAGAGGCGAUCCCGGCAGCCGAGGAGGGGGCUUUAGAAGGAUCCGGAAACAACCUCCAUGUUGUCCAGGUUGGGACGGACGGAGAAAGUCCCCUGCGGGUUAAAUCGGAGCCCGAGGAAGGGCAGUUCCAGGUCUGGGAGACUCAGUGGCAAGAUUUCGUGAAGGAAGACGAGUUCUCUCGCCCCGUAUGGGGACACACGCCACCAUCUGAGGCCAAAUCCUGUCUGGUUCCCCCAGCGGCCCAUCUAGGACCCCCUGGUAGGAACUGGGUGGAGGGGCUCCAACCCGCUCUUCCAGAGGGGAGGCGGGUGACGUUAAAAACCCUGAAAGCUGGGGUUCCACGGGGGAAGGAGGACUUGGCGAGCAACGGGACCAUCCACGCCGAAGUCCAGCGCCAACAUUUCCGGGGGUUCUGCUACCCGGACGCUGAGGGGCCCCGCCGGGCUUUCCACCAUCUCCAGGAGCUCUGCCGUGGGUGGCUGAAACCGGAGAGGAACACCAAGGACCAGAUGGUGGACCUGGUGGUCCUGGAGCAGUUCUUGGCCAUCCUGCCGACCGAGAUGCGAAACUGGGUCCGGGAGCACGGGACGGAGACCGGCUCCCAGGCGGUGGCCCUGGCUGAGGAGUUCCUGGCGAGGCAGGAGGAGGCGGAGAAAUGGGAAGGAGGCCAGGUGUUGUGCCCAUCUGACGGAGAGGCCGCGGGUGCCUCUGAAGAAGACCCGAUGUUGCUGGAAGCCGACAACACAGAGCCGUAUGGACGCAUCAAGCAGGAGAGCGCGGGAGACGCCAUGUAUCUGGAUGAUGAUGAUGAUGAUAACGAUGAUGAUGAUAGACUGGUGGACGAGUUUGAUAAGGAAUCGCAAGGGGUGCCAUUUGAGAAGCUGGAGUACGUGGCGGAAGACGAAGCAGCUGAUCAUCAAGCAGAACCUGGGGAGCAGUCGGAAGAUGAACCGCAGGAGUGGAAGCAAAAACCUAAAUGGGAGCUGGUGGAUGGUGAAAUUUGCAGGGUCACUGUCCCCGGCGUGUUAUCCAAGGGGCUACUAAAGCACGCGUGCCCAAUUUGUGGGAAAGCUUUCACCCGAAAGUCAAGCCUGAACAGACAUCUAAUAAUCCAUGCAGGGGAGAAGCCCUACAAGUGUUCCCACUGUGGGAAAGGCUUCAACCGGAAGACGUACCUCCUGGCCCACGAGGUUGGCCACGGGGAGGAGGCGUCGUACCAGUGCUCGGAUUGCGGGAAAAGCUUCAAGCUGAAAUGGGGCGUUACUGACUGCCAGAUCGACCCCUCUGGUGUGACAGUGUACAAAUGCUCGGCUUGCAAGAAGGGCUUCCAUGGGGAAGAGGAAUCGUAUCAGUGUUCGGACUGCGGGAAAAACUUCAAGCUGAAGUGGGGCAUCACGACCUACCAGGUGGAUCCUUCCGGAACAAAAGUGUAUAAAUGUUCAUCCUGCAGGAAGAGCUUCCGGCGGAGAGCGAGCAUGGCGAAGGGAAAGUCGCCGAAUGAGGAAGAAAAGGAAGCGUGGCAAAUGCCCCGGGAAAUAUUCAAGGCAGAAGAUCUCUUGAGCAACCAAGAGGAGCCGGAGAAGGCGGCGAGAAACGAGAGCAGAGAAAUAAAUUAUCAGUCCAUUAUAGGUCCUACGGGGGAACUCUGUCAAGUGAAAUCCCAGUCUGAGUUCAACAAAAUUAAAAGAAGGUGCCCCUGUCCAGUGUGCGGGAAAAUAUUUGCCACCCAGUCGAGCGUCAACAGGCACCAGAGGAUCCACACGGGAGAGAAGCCGUUUGAGUGCUCCGACUGCGGGAAAAGCUUCAACCAGAAGACAACCUUGUUGAAACACGCGGUGGUCCACACGGAGCAGAAGCCGUACCAGUGCUCCGACUGCGGGAAAAGCUUCCGGCAUUCCUCAGCUCUUCUGGUGCACAAGAGGAUGCACACAGGCGAAAGGCCUUACAAAUGUUUGGUCUGUCAGAGGAACUUCACCCAGAGCGCCCACGUGAUCAAACACAUUGUGAGGAAGCACACGCGGGAGAAGCCGCCGACGGGGCUGUGUUUCUCAAAAACCUGAGAGCUGAGGCAGGAUUUUUUUUCUCCCUUUGAACUAAAAGAUGACCAAAGCUGAGAAGCUAGCAUGUAUCGUUCACAAAGAUAACUUCUCAUCUUGGUUUCUGCAGAAAUCUACUUUUCCUUUCAAGCAAGCUUUUCCUCCUCCGACAAGUAUGCAAUACAGUAGGAUCCCCAUAUCCACAAAGGAUCGGUUCCAAGCCCCGCCCCCCGUGGAUGCUGAAAAACACAGAUUGUAGCGAACUCUGUUUUAAUAGCAAACGCUAUACAUAGCAUGAUCU